This is a messenger RNA of Drosophila mojavensis, 1743 nucleotides long. RefSeq names its product synaptic vesicle glycoprotein 2B. Lineage: Eukaryota; Metazoa; Arthropoda; Insecta; Diptera; Drosophilidae. Gene Ontology annotation, molecular function: transmembrane transporter activity. Gene Ontology annotation, cellular component: membrane. Bases 119 to 1663 code for a protein of 514 amino acids. The record is from RefSeq and is a predicted model, not a curated record. The transcript is spliced from 10 exons. Gene Ontology annotation, biological process: transmembrane transport.
AUUAUAGGCUUUCGAAAUUUUUUUGAUUAUUUCAUAAAUCUAGAAUGCCUAAAGUUUACUUUCAAAAUUUCUCGAAUUUUUAGUUGCACUCUAUUUUAUGAUAGUAGUCGCGGUAUAGAUGGCCAAAGUAGUAGAAGCAGAGGAAACUGCAGAUUUUGAGACUGCAAUUUCAGCAUGUGGCUUCGGUGUAUUUAAUGUUAUAAUUAUUGUCUGCGCGCUCCCCUGCUUAACAUCAAUGGUAUUCUCUGCCUCGGUGAUAUCUUAUGUGAUGCCAACGGCUGAGUGCGACCUGAACCUCAGCGUAAUGGACAUGGGAAUAUUGAAUGCGAUGACCUAUUCAGGCAUGAUUUUAUCAGCCAUACCGUGGGGCUUUGUAUCGGACACACUCGGUCGUCGCCCGGUUCUAAUCUAUGGCGGUUUCAUUGACGGUAUCUUCGUCCUCUGCUCGGCCCUAAGUCAAAAUUCAAUCCAAUUGAUGAUAUUUAAAUUCUUCGAUGGACUAGCUAUCUGCGGCCCCUUUGCGGUUGUCAUCAGCUAUCUGGCCGAGUUCCAUGGCCAGAAGCACAGGCACUAUAUAAUGUUCCUUAUCGGCUUAUGUGUUUCCGUUGGAGCAAUAACAUUGCCAUUACUGGCCUACUUAAUACUGCCACGGCACAUUUCUUUUAAAUUGGGAGCCAUGAAGUUUCACACAUGGCAGGUGUUUUUGGCUAUUUUGGCUCUGCCAACUUUUUUAAGUGGACUUCUGCAUAUCUUUCUGCCGGAAAGUCCCAAGUUUCUUAUGGCUCACGGCUACUACAGCAAAGCGUUAGAAUGUUUUCAACGUAUUUACGCAAUGAACAAGCGCACAAGUCGCAAAGCAUAUCCGAUCAAAAGUGUGAGUGAUGUCAAGCCAGAGCAAAUGGAAGAAAAUCAGUUAUCGGUGAUGCAGAGGUGCCGCAAGGCUAAGUUUAUAUUUUGUGAAGGACUAAAGCAGCUGAAACCAAUGUGCAAAUGCCCUUAUCUGGGAGUGUCUAUUCACGUUUAUCUGCUGCACUUUUGCCAAAUUAUGUGUGUAAACUCGAUUCGUUUGUGGAUGCCAAAAAUCUUUGCCACGAUGCACGCCUUUGAGGUGAGAGGAGAUGCGGAUCGGAGCAUGUGCGCAGUCCUCAAGCACAAUUCCGAAAUGAACUUCACAAAGGAGCAGAAAAGUCAGGAAUGUGACAUACAUCAACAACCAGGAUCCUACACUGACAAUAUUAUAGUUUCAGCCAUUGGUCUACUAGGAUUUUUAAUUGUUUUUCCCCUGCUGAGCUUUCAAGCAUUCGCCAGCCACAUGCUCAAGAUCAGUCUGUUUGUUGCAACAAUCCUCGUCGGGGGUCUGUACUUUACCAACUCGAGUCUCUCGAUGCUUCUUAUCUCUGCAUUCUAUUUAAUGGUCAUGGGGAUCUGUGCGUCCACUAUUAUGAGUAUGACUGUGGUAUAUUUUCCUACUUUGGUAAGAACAAUAGUUCUAUUAUUAAUUAUGACAUUCGGACGUUUGGGUUCGGUUACUGGUAAUAUAUUAUUACCAUUAUUUAUCAAAAUCAACUGUUGGGCACCUUUUGUUUGGCUUACUUUUCUAAUGCUGCUAUCAUUUGUAAUGUCCUUGUUCCUGAAAGUUAAUAUUAAACAGGCACUUAACUGACAACAAUGUUUUGAUAAAAUUUAGUAAUAAUUUAUAAUCCUAGAAAUUCUAUUGUCAAAUAUAGAAGAUAUAACAAAUUG